CAUGUUCAUAUGAGGUGUGCGAGGGCAUAUUAUUUGAAAUAUAGGUUACGUUCUUGAAGAAACCUUAUAGAAUAUCAUCCUACUUUACUGAGCCAACGGUUUCAACCUGCUGACCCUGUUACAGUAAAUACGAGUGUUAGUGAAGCGCUGAGCAUCAGUCUUUCUCUAAAACAAGCCUGUAAAAGUGGAUCAUCAAAGCUUUAUAUGACACUGAAUUCAAUCGUAAUUUUUCCAUGAAAACAAAAUGUCAUCAGCAACCACACCGUCCCCAAAAACCAACAUUUUCGAAUAAAAAAGUUUUAAAAUAAAUUUGUUGGCUUAUAAAGGUAUUAAACGAGGCUAGGAAUGGUAUUAUAUUUUUUCCUCGAGAGAACAAAAAGAGAACCAGUUGGAACCUGCAUACAUAGCAAAAAAGUGAAAAACAAGAGACUACAUUUUAAUACGAUAUUUUAUAGUAUUUUUAAAAAGCAUAUAAAGACCCGUAACACAGAAGUUUAUGUUUUGUUUUGUCUAAAAUAGACCAAGUGGGUGGUACCUUCUGGAGUUCGAGUAAGCUCCGCCACGUGACAUGGAGAUGACCAAUCAGGUGCAUCUCCAGGUUUAACUACGUUAAAUGUCAGAUUGCAAUAAACUAGAAGCUGUUGGUCAGGCCCGCGGAAAUGGGCGAGCAUAAUCUCCUUAAUCCUGGGUUUGUGGGACCUUUGGUAAACAUCCACACUGGAGAUACGUUUUACUUCCCGAAUUUUAGAUCCUCAGGAGGACAACUGGCGGGGCUACCGUCUCUCUCAUACCCAAGAAGGGACAACGUGUGCUCCCUCCCGUGGAAUCCAUCGGAGUCGUGCAAUGGAUAUCCUCAGUCCUACUUUGGUAGCCCUCUAUCCAUUAAUCCAUCUUUCAACCGAUCUUGUGCUGAAACACCCCGACCAGAGGAGAAAUGUUAUUAUGGCGGCAGCGGCGGCAACAGAGAGGCUUGUUCGGACGGCACAGUCAGCCUAAAACGAGAAGAGAGAACAAGGGAGACAUCAGUAUCAUCAGAUCACGGGGUGCACAAUGGGAUGGGCAACAGUACUACCUUCACCAAGUAUGACUAUGGCACCGAACAUCUGACCCCAAACCCGCCGUCCUGUCAGUCUCUCGAAUCCGAUUCCAGCUCCUCGGUGCUCAACGAUGGAGGAAAAAGCUCGGCAAGCGAUACACAAACCCUGAUAUCGCCUGCAAAUCACACGAGCAAUAUCUCAACAGGAGGAGGUGCCCCGUGGUAUCCGAUGCACACCCGAACUCGCAAGAAACGAAAGCCCUAUUCUAAACUACAGCUGGCCGAGUUGGAGGGCGAGUUCAUGCUAAACGAAUUCAUCACGCGGCAACGGCGGAGGGAGUUGUCAGACCGGCUCAACCUCAGUGACCAACAGGUUAAGAUCUGGUUUCAGAAUCGGAGAAUGAAGAAAAAGAGACUGUUGCUGAGAGAACAGGCCUUAACCUUCUUUUAAGUCGCUUAUAAUUAGCACCACACCAAUCAUUCACUGUGGGAAAUAUUGAAACAGUUCAGCAUAAUUCUCAAUAUUUUUCUUAAAAAAGGUUUAAUAUUUAUGCAUUUUUCGUAAUAGGAAAAUGCACAAGAAAGCAGAAAUUAUUUCAGGGAAGCGACCAAACCUUAGCAGGCAAAAGUUAUGUUGAUUUCACACUUUGUAUUGUAAUAUAUGUAUUAAAGUGAAUGCAGUGUUUCUGGUGGUGUCUAGAGAAAAUCUAUACUAUACGCGUCAUUUGAAAGAGACGUGUCCUUGGCCACUUUCCCUCUCCACUUCGAACUGCAAUAUAAUGCAAGUUAUUAAGAUAUAUAUACUCAAAGUUAAGCUGUGAUAUGUUCAAUCAAAGCGACAGUAUAUGCCUGUAUUUAACUGGCAAUUAAACAUGCUUUGUGAGAUGUACUGUCAAUAGUAUCAGCUAUUUAUUACUUCGUAAAUUUACAAAGAAGUCAGCAGGAUCUAUUUGCUUCAUGGAAACACAUAAUUAGCGAGGUUUAAAUGAACAACGCCAAAGAUUGUUGCUCUUAAUAGACAUCGCACUGCAUAAAGGUAUUUUAUAUAUCCACGAAUCGUACUACUUCAGUCGGCGUAAUCUUUAAUGCUGAUCUUCGCAAUCAAGAAAAAGAAGUCUAAAAACAGCGUGGAGAAUAAAAUCAUGAAAACCAUAUCUAUCGCCACGUGUUCUCAGGCACGUUCACGGUCAUGGGCACAAAGUCAGUCAUCUAGCUGUUCAGCAGACCUGAAAGACUUCAAAACCAUACCGCAGCUGGAAUAAAUUCUGUCAGGUGAUCGAUGCCAUGUUGUCUCUCUCUCAGCCUCACUGCUUUUAGAUACGACCUGCCAUCAGACUUUGGCAAGGCUGGUAUAAGACUGUGUUGGUAUAAGACUGGUAUUAGUGGGUUGGUAUGCCUGUGUAUUUCGUAACACCGUGUUGUUACUGCUAAAUUACUCCUUCUGAUACUGUUUUUAGAAUCCUUGUAACAAGUAAAGGCCGUGCCACAACCUUAGCACGGAGAAUAAUUUAUUCCAUAAUUGCAUGUCCCUUGAUUAAAGUUUAGAAAUAAGUCGGCCAACUUAAUUAAGUCUCUAAAAUGCUUUUGGGAGGGAAAUGCAUGAAUUACUGUCGGUUACUAUAGUCUACCUUGGUGAAAGGUAAAGGUAAAGUACCUGAUGUCUUAAGAACAUGUGACACGAUACUAAAACAUAUCCGCAACUCCCUAUAAGCGAAGACAUCCUUUUAUCAGAAGACAAUAUUUAAUGUCAAGUUUUCUUGAUAUUACACAAUGUAUGUAUUGCAUGUUAUUUAUGCUUAGUUAGCGCCUCUUACGUUUCAGUGUUGAGCAUGCAUUAUUUUUAAAGACACUUUAUAAAAAGAGCAAAGAAAUGUCUUAAUCCUGUGGAAAAAAGAAGUGGUUUCGAAUCUUACAUGCUUUAAAGUUAUGUAUUAUUAUUAUUAUUAUUAUUAUUAUUAUUAUUAUUAUUAUUAUUAUUAUUAUUAUUAGUAGUAGUAGUAGUAGUAGUAGUAGCAGUAGUAAUAGUAUUAUUCAUGACGAGGACGACAACAAAAACAACAACGAUAAUAAUAAUAAUAAUAAUAAUAAUAAUAAUAAUAAUAAUAAUAAUAAUAAUAAUAAUAAUAAAUAAGCCACUUCUUCAUCGGUGCUACCUUUUCCUUUUUUCCAAUUUUUUUCAAGUUCUCCUAGAUUAUUUCUGCAUCAAAGUUUUCUUUUGUGAAUCUGUGGAAAUCGUGUCAUCACAUAUUAAACGCUACUUUACAUUCUCCCAUUUUUUUAUUUGUAUGUCGCAUUCCUCUUGAGAUCUAAAACUGUCCUGUAUAUAACGUUGCGAAUUCUUGAAUGUAUUGUAUGUAUGUGUAAUUCAAAGUUUCUGGUAAAUAAAGUCUAUAAA
This is a messenger RNA of Tachysurus vachellii, 3431 nucleotides long. RefSeq names its product homeobox C12a (gene hoxc12a). NCBI's taxonomy places the organism in Eukaryota, Metazoa, Chordata, Actinopteri, Siluriformes, Bagridae. The record is from RefSeq and is a predicted model, not a curated record. The transcript has 2 exons. Bases 660 to 1487 code for a protein of 275 amino acids. Gene Ontology annotation, biological process: regulation of DNA-templated transcription. Gene Ontology annotation, molecular function: DNA-binding transcription factor activity, RNA polymerase II-specific; sequence-specific double-stranded DNA binding.